GUCGCUCAGCGGUCGUGCUGUAUCGUGAGGCUGAACGUUGGCGUGAGUCCCGUUUGCCUUUUGCACGACGUAGUUGCAGACCUGGUUUCCUGUGGUUGACGGCUGUUCGCAGACGAUAAACCCUGAACAUUUGAGCUAGUGUUCAACGCUCUGCUCUCCUGUGAGAACUUUCAUCUCCACUUAACGUCCGUCGAGCGAUUUUUGAAAUGGCGUCUUUGGACGACUACCAUUUCUUGGAGGGCUUUAAGAGAAAACAAAUAAAGCUAACUACGAGAGGCAGUACGUUCAUUGGCGUCGUUCAGCGCAUUAAUCUGAACAAGACAAUCAUUCUCGAGGACGUGGUCGAAGUUAAAAGUGGUAGGAAGCUUCCCGGAGCUAAACUCUUCUUUGGACACGAAGUCCUGAACAUAGAGUUUCCCAGCGUUUCCAGAGAAGACGACGAGGGCAACAGUAGAGACCACGCCAGCCUGGGGCGGCUGUGUGUGGCCGAGUUCCAGCCAUACAAGCGCGGACUGAUGCUGGAUGAUGAAGAUGAAGAGCAUGUGAACUACGUGGUGGUAGACGAGUUCCAUGAGAAGUUUGGUCCUGCAGUGAUGCACAUUAAGAAACAACAAGUGGUUGGGAUCGGAGCUGAUGGAGUUGGUGUGUUCCAGCACGAGAGGCUCUGUUGGCUGCAGAUUGCCACCAAAAACAAGGUCUACCUCUUCGACAUCCUACUGCUUGGGGGUCGAGCUUUCAAGAAUGGGCUGUCCAUGAUUCUGGAAAGUAACCACAUACUAAAGGUCACUCAUGACUGUCGCUGUAUUGCAGGGUGUCUGUUGGCUCAGUUUGGAGUGAACCUCACUAAUGUGUUUGACACCCAGGUGGCCGACAUUAUGCACUUCUAUUCAGAGACAGGAGGGUUUCUGCCAGACAGGGUCAGCACGCUCCAGGAGGUGGUCAGCUUUCAUCUGAAAAUGCCCCUGAGGCACCUUUCUUCUCUCAGGAUCAAGACCCAGCUCGCAAGGGAGGACAACGAGGUUUGGUAUGUCCGUCCUUGCCCAGUUCCUCUGCUGAAGGUCAUGGCCUUGUCAGUGAUCCACCUGCAGCCUUUGCGUCUAGUGCUCCUGGAUGCCCUCAUGUCUGACUAUACCAACCUAGUGGACUCCUACUUGAGCAGCAGCCAAGACGAACCUGUGCACACACAGCAUAUUGGCAAGAGUGUGUUGGAGCUUCCCAAGGAGCUGCGAGAGCUGGAGGUGAUUAGGCAGGGGCGACAGGAGUGGGCUGUGAACCAUUACCCUGUUACUGAAAAUGGCCUUCUGGAGCGCUACAACGUCAAGCCUUCCUUGGAACCAUCAGAUCCUCAGAGUGUGGAGUGUCCAGGGCCAGAAGAGACAGCCUGCACUAGGCCAUCUCUGCUAGAAGGUGAGUCAGCCCUUCUUAAGACAUCUGCAACCCAUCUCACCAGAGCUAGGUCAGCGGAGGAUCUCACUGAUUUCACAGCACUGGGUAGAGGGAAGCCACCAGAUAAGGAAAGCGCCUCUAUCACCACAUCCGUCCCUGUGUUAGGAAGAGGGUUCACCGUAUUGCCACCAGUAGAGGAUCCAAGAGAACGUCUGCUGCACAAGGAAAGUGAGCUAGUAGUUCCUGAUGGUCUGGAUUCAGUCUCACAACCCAUCUCCAUCAUGGCAGGUGUGGCCCAGAGGGGGUCCCAUCCAGCUACUCCACUGUCCUUGGGCAGAGGGCUCUUCAACACGCCAAUAAGCUUGGCCUCCCCUCGCGCUCUCUCCUUCAGUUCCUCUUGGAAGCCAUGUUAAAAAAAAAGUUAAUGGAAAGUUAAUGGAGUGUCUGACGUUGUUUUACAAAUCCUCUGCUGCAGUGUUUAUUUCGUUUGGUAAAAAAAAUGGUCUGACAUAAAAGCAGUUAUUUUGGCUUGUUAAUCUAUGUUGUUGCCUUUUGUUACUGUCAUAGCUUGACCAAGGCGUUGAAGUCAUUCUUGUAGUUCUAACAGAGUGACAUUUAAAGCACUUGUUGGGUAAAACACUGAACCGUGGCCUGCCAUUUCUCAUUAUUAUUUUCAUUUCAGAUGUGCUAAGUGCUUCACUUGCUUGGAGAGUACAUCUUAACCGCAGUGCCUCGUUGUGUAGGUAGGUGGCAGUGUUGCCCACAGAGUGAAAAAGCAUUGCGUUUCCAGAGUUUAAUCAGUUCAGUUAAUGAGUCAGAUUCUGAUAAAUUGCUUUGAGUGUACUGGAGUUACUCUGGAACAUAUCACGACACAGUGUGAGUCUUGUGAUGCUCCCGUUUCCAUUCUGAUAUCUCAGUACAAUAAACAUUUCACUUCACAUUCAA
Pygocentrus nattereri (red-bellied piranha) is the source of this 2331-nucleotide messenger RNA. RefSeq names its product exonuclease 3'-5' domain containing 1 (gene exd1). Gene Ontology annotation, molecular function: nucleic acid binding; 3'-5' exonuclease activity. The transcript has a single exon. The coding region runs from base 207 to 1799 and encodes 530 amino acids. The record is from RefSeq and is a predicted model, not a curated record. NCBI's taxonomy places the organism in Eukaryota, Metazoa, Chordata, Actinopteri, Characiformes, Serrasalmidae. Gene Ontology annotation, biological process: nucleobase-containing compound metabolic process.